This is a messenger RNA of Salvia miltiorrhiza (redroot sage), 2036 nucleotides long. RefSeq lists its product as uncharacterized. Gene Ontology annotation, molecular function: catalytic activity. Bases 323 to 1426 code for a protein of 367 amino acids. The record is from RefSeq and is a predicted model, not a curated record. Lineage: Eukaryota; Viridiplantae; Streptophyta; Magnoliopsida; Lamiales; Lamiaceae. The transcript is spliced from 8 exons.
CUAAAUUAUUACAAACCUUUUUACGAUUUUCAUCUUCGUAAACACGCUUACUCUUCUGAUUCUCUCCUUCUCUCUGCGCUUCCUCUCACCAAUUCCCCAACUCUCCAUAACCCGUCCCCUCUGCCGGCGGCCACCCUACCUGGCUCAUCCGCGACUUGGCGUCGCCGCUCGCCUUCCUCGCCUCACCUCCGCCUGCCUCUCCCGGCCAUAAGCUAUAAAAGCAGUAGCUGCGGCUGUCGUCCCCCUCUUCCACCCGCCUCUUCCCGUCGGCCGUCGACCAAACAAUCUCUUUCGGCCGUACCCAAUUUCCCUAAACCAGGUAAUGUCUCUCGCCAACCGAUUUCUCUGCAGGAACGGUGUCGUAACACCUGCAGCUGACACUCCUCCAGUUGCAGCUUUCCUUGAAGCUCAACCAGGUGUAUAUACAACCACUCGCACCCACAACAAUGUCUCGGAACUCUUAUUCUGGGAAAGACAUCUAAGUAGGCUAUCAAAUUCCUUCAAAUUGUUGUUGAGAGAAAAUCCAAACUUAUUACUCCAAAACCCCAGAAACGAUAGUGCUAUAUUUUGGGAAUUGUCGACCCGUUCAGCGAUGUGGGACUCGGUGAUUAGGUGUCUAGUUCAUGAUUCCAUGAGAAAGGUGAUGCCUUUAGUUGUAAGAGACAGGAAUUCGGUGGAGGAAAUGGCGUUUACCGUGCUUCUGAGUGGAAAUUGGGAGAAUUUGGAUUUUAGGCGAGGUGGGUUUGAUGAGGGAAGGAUUUCUGAGGUGUUGGAUGUGUAUUUACACGUAGGUGGAUACAUUCCGGCUGCUUUUGGUUCUAGAGAGAGUGCAGCUAGUUUGGCAGUCGUAGGUCGUGGAAGGGAUUUUGCGAAUGCAAAGUAUACAGAUUGGGUCAGGCUGAGGAAGCACUUGGAGAGGCUGAGGCCGCCUUCCAUUACUGAACUUUUAUUAUCAAAUGAUGGUGAACGAAUACUGGAAGGUUGUGUGACGAACUUUUUUGUUGUUAGUCUCAAGGAGAAAGAUGGGGAUGCUAGCACUGUUGAGCAGAACGAAUUACAAAGUUCUAGUGGCAUAGAAGUUCAGACUGCUCCCUUGAGUGACGGUGUUCUUCCUGGAGUUAUACGACAAGUGAUUACAGACAUAUGCUUGAAAAAUGGAAUUCCUUUCCGAGAAGUUGCACCAUCAUGGUCAAAGCGCGAAUUGUGGUUGGAAGCUUUUGUCACAAGCAGUCUUAGGGUUUUACAGCAUGUGGAAACAAUCCAAGCUCCAAGUGCUUGGGAAUCUGUCGAAUCAAGUAGUUGGGAGGAGAUACCAUGGGUGGAGAAACGAUUUCAGGACAGCCCAGGGAUGAUCACAUCACUGUUGCAGAAGGAGAUUUUGGAGAAAGCCAGUAUUGAGUCAUAUCCAGUUGCUUCAUUUGAGUAAGGAUGGCCUGUCGUGUGACCUCCAUCAAGCCCAUUGGUGGAACGCAUCAUCCACGUUCAAGACGAGGACGUAUUCGUCCCAGAACACCACAUUUACAGUUACAGACAGGUUCUUCAUCAUACUCUCUUUACUGAUUAAGUUGAAAACAAAAAUAAAAGUUGUGUACAUUUGUUUAAAGCUCUCUUCUAUGACUGAAGGAACUCGCUAUGUGAAUUUAUAGACAAAACACAUUCAGCAACUUCACAUUUUCGGGGAAUUCUCACUUUAACCUUGGCUUCAUCUAAUUAAUACGAGUUUGGUUCCUUGUGAUCUGAUGUAGAACGCUUUGAAGAAGGUGUGUUUCGAAUUCUGUCUUUUGCCUUGAAAAAAAGAGGGAAUCUGAGGAUUGCAGGAACUCAAAAAACAAGACUAAAAUUGGUGGCAAGAGUUGAGACGCAUGGUGUUGGGUGUUGUAUGAUUUUUGAAUAUGGUUAGACUAGGAUUUAUUUAGUCAGUGUUUCAUUCGAAUCCUCUAAAUAGAGAGUGGGUAAAUGGAUUCAUUCGAGGAUACGAUGUAUGUCGGAUUAAAUCACUGCUAAUCUUAUAUAGCUCGACUAAUCCUAUUCCGGCU